This is a messenger RNA of Momordica charantia (bitter melon), 973 nucleotides long. The record is from RefSeq and is a predicted model, not a curated record. Lineage: Eukaryota; Viridiplantae; Streptophyta; Magnoliopsida; Cucurbitales; Cucurbitaceae.
AUGUAACAUAUAAAAAAGAAAAAAAAAAAACAUUCUCAGAGGUAACAUUCAAUUCAUUAUAAGCUAAAAUUCCCAAGGCAACCAAAACCCAAAUCCACCACCAAAACCAAAAACCAAGAAAAGAAAAGAAUUGCGGCUUUCUCCUUCUUUCUCUUAAUUAAUAUUUCCUCUUUCCCUCUCCUCCAUUUCCGUACCCUUCUCUCUCUCUCUGUGCAAAUUAUUGCAGGCUUAUUGGCCAUGUUCUUCCAUACGAUCUUCCUUCUCUUUGUUCUCUCUUUCUCAGGAUUUGGGGGUUUAAGAGAGGCUACGUCGCUGGGCAUAAACUACGGCCAAAUAGGCAACAAUUUACCGCCACCAGACAAGGUUCUGGACAUGUUAACAGCCUUGAGGAUUACAAAGGCAAGAAUUUACGACACAAAUCCACAGGUUCUGUCCGCCUUCGCCAACUCCAAGGUUGAGCUCAUCGUAACCGUCGAAAAUGCCAUGGCCAGAAUGGGGUUCGGGGGGAUCGAGGUGCGCGUGUCGGAGACCGGGUGGCCCUCACGAGGGGACCCGAACGAGGUCGGUGCCACCGCAGCCAAUGCAGCCAAUUACAAUAGGAACUUGUUGAGGAGACAAAUGGCUAACGAAGGCACGCCGCUGCGCCCCAACAUGCGCCUUGAGAUUUACCUCUUUGCUUUGUUCAAUGAAAAUAUGAAGCCCGGUCCCACUUCUGAACGCAAUUACGGCCUUUACCAGCCUGAUGGCACCAUGGCCUACAAUGUUGGCCUCUCCUCCUUCAAGGGCACCUCCUCCUCCCCUUCUUCUGCCUCGGUUUCUCUUACAUCUUCUGCCGAUCUAAAGGGUGCAACCAUGGGAUAUUGUCAAAGCUUGGUGUACUGGAUGUUUGUGUAUUUGCUGACCUCUCGAGUUUUUAUUAGAGGACCGUUUUAAGCCAAAGUGUCUCUCUUAAUCUUAUGUAAUUAAAAUUAGG